AUGAAUACCCGAGCCAGGUCGUCCGCUCCGUCCGAUCUGCUCAAGGAGUUCCAAGCGAAUCUGCGGGGCAGUUGGAAACAAGAAACAUUUUGUGGCCGUUACUAUAUCAAGACCGGCCAACUCCAGGAAUGGAUGGCAUCCGUGGGAGAAGGGCAAAAGGCCACGAACUUGAAACGACUCCUUACCGAAGUCUGGCGCCCGAGACCCAAUGCGACCUUUAUACCAACGGCUGAACAUGUCUCCAGCAGCGAUGGCUGCGCCGUCAUCGUCUUCAGUGUCCUCCUUGACAUUGGCUACGGACACCUCCUGGACCUCUUCCGCCUUGCCAAUAUAACUGACGCUAGUCUGAGUACUACAUCGACGGAGCACCACUACAAGUAUCUGGAGCAGUACUUGACACGCGCCAAUAUCUCCGAACCAGAUACCGUUAUCGACGCUUUUGAAAAAAGAAAGUGGUUCUUCUGCCCUGUGCUUCUCAAACGACGGAUGCACGGGGACUUUGGUGGAAUGUGUAUCUUUCCAUACUACAAACGUCAGCCUGUCAAUGGCAAGGGUGGAACAGCAGAGGUGUUCCAAGUUCUCGUCCCCGCUGAAUGCAUCGCCGAGGAUUUGAAGCAAUUUCUUCGGGCAUCAAUGGUUGAAUACAAAGACAAAGGAAAGUUCUAUGAGUUGGCGUUGAAAUCCUACGGCUCUGAGAAUCGAGCAAUGUUUGAAUGGGAGAUGGACGCCUUCGCCGGCCUGGAGGACCAAAAAGGUAUGGUUCGCUAUAUCGGCCACUAUUCUUAUGAGGAAACCCCGGGACGGUACACCUAUAACAUCCUACUCGAAUUCGGAGAGCUUGACUUGGACGAAUUCUUUGCACACGAGUUCUCGAGCCCCCCAGUGCGGUCCCCUGAGAUCAUCUCAUUCUGGGAGUCGUUGUUCCAAGUCGCAGAGGCACUGCAACGCAUACACAAUCUCGAAAUCGACCGGGACGGUGAAACAGAGGAAUACUAUGGCUGGCACGCCGAUGUCAAGCCAGACAAUAUCUUGAGGGUUCAUGGCGAAUUCAAACUGGUUGACUUUGGGUUCACCAAGUUCAAGAAAAAAGGGAGUCAAGCCAUUCCUAUGGAGUAUAUGGAUGGCGGCACUCAGAGUUAUGGCGCCCCUGAGACAGAUCAGUCACGGUUCAAGACACGCACCCCUCAUGGUCAGACCAUUGACACUUGGUCUUUUGGAUGUGUGCUAUCUCGUGCAGCAACCUGGGUCAUCCUGGGCCAGCAGGGAAUACUCCAGUACGACUUUAUCAGAAAAGCAGCCAUUAAACGCCUCCGAGACCGGCGACAGGCUGACCCAACGGCCAGUACCGCAUGUCCAACGGCCCAUGACGCUUUCCACAAUGGUCGGAAAGUGUUGCCAGAGGUUCUUCAAUGGCAUCACUAUCUGCGGAGCAUAGUGCGCACUUCGGACAACAUCUCUUGCCGGGUACUUGACCUUGUGGAAGGACACAUGCUGUUGGAAAGCCCUGGACACCGAGUCAGCUCUGCAAAGCUAUGUGAAGAGCUAGACGACAUCGUGUCUGUCGCCAAAUUCAAAGUUGAUCGAGACGAGCGCGGCAAACGUGUCGCGGAUUCGCUCCUCACAGACCUGUACAACUUUGACAAGGAGGCACCGGCCAACGCAGCUCAGGCCAGCCAGCCAAAGCAUGCCAAAUCGAUCAAGACGUCUGGACGCAUAGGCAAGUCGCAGCGACUUGACAAUAUACCUCCAGCGAAAACAGCCCAUCGUGCAGAGAUGUUGACCGAGGAAUUACAAAUCUUGGGAGAGCAAAGUCCCGCACUUCUACAAGCAUCGCCGCAGCCCCAUCUCAGAAGCGGCUCCUCAUAUCUUGACGGCUUGCAGGUGCAUGAGAGUCCACGUGGCUAUAUAGAUAGCCACGACGAUGUAAACUCUGUGUCACCCCUUCGACUAUCUCCCUCAUCAAAAUCCAAUGGAACUGCUGUCAAAUCCGACCAUGGCUCCUGGAGACCAUCUGAAUUGGAGCCGAUGUCUCGUCAUACAUCUGGUCAGGCCGUGGAGGAUCCUGACAGCACCGGUGUAGGCCCAGCGGAGCAAGUCAGAGACGAUGUUCACGGGAAGGCACGUUUUGAUGACAGAAGAAGUAUGUCGCAAAGCGAGAAAGCGUGGGGGAAGAUGCCCCUGUAUGAACCACUUGUUCAGGCCCCCGGAGACCAGCAGCAUCAUUUCAGCAAAGUCCCAUCUUAUACUCCCGAGAAACCGCCGGACGUGGCAGCAGAAGAACUGUCAACUUCGAGGCGGCGGGAUUCCAAGCUCGAGACAACACAGUCUCUCGAGCUUGCUACCUCUUCGAUCUCAUUUGCCGAUCUAUACGCCGCUCCGCCCGUGCCGACUCCAUUAUAUGGCCACUAUGAUAUCCAGCGUGUCAGGAUGGAGCUAGAACAUGGGCGUAGUCGCCUCACUCGCAAGUUCAAGGUGGACAAGUACUUGAAGGAUUUCAUCGUCGACCGAGACAUGAAAUUCAUCAUCGACAACGGCUCCAGCAUGCGUCGUUUCUGGUUUGCAGCGACGUAUGUCUUGGUAACCCUGGCCAUGAAGCUUGCUCCCCUCGAUGACGAUGGCCUGGACGUGGUUUUCACCAGCGGGCCUCAACGACCAUACAAUGAAAAGGGGCAAAAAGCUGCCAAAGCCUUUGCGAGCCUGAUGGAGGAGAAAACACCGACGAUACCCCUAGACGCCGCCUCAGAGGUCAAGACAGAUAUGACGGAGACGCUCGGGGUGGUAUUUGACGAAUACCUGCGAAGCUACAAGAACAAACGCAUGACUCUCCUAGUGCUCACCGACGGCCUUUGGAGAGGCACCAAGGCCGAGAACCCAGUCGAGGUCAAGAUUGCCAAAUUCCUGAAAAGGGCUCUCAACGGGAACCAUAUGGAGGACCGACGAUUCAGCAUCUCGUUUAUCCGGUUUGGCGACUAUCCAGAGGCGAUUGCCCAACUGUCGAGGCUGGAUGAUGACUUUUCCAAGAUCUACGAUGUCCCGUAA
Molecule: messenger RNA, 3039 nt
Organism: Fonsecaea pedrosoi CBS 271.37
Lineage: Eukaryota; Fungi; Ascomycota; Eurotiomycetes; Chaetothyriales; Herpotrichiellaceae
Exons: 5
Coding region: 1-3039 (1012 amino acids)
Biological process (GO): peptidyl-serine phosphorylation; peptidyl-threonine phosphorylation
Molecular function (GO): ATP binding; protein serine/threonine kinase activity
Source: RefSeq, a predicted model, not a curated record